Messenger RNA from Prorocentrum cordatum, 4779 nucleotides. The record is from the annotation of a GenBank genome assembly. NCBI's taxonomy places the organism in Eukaryota, Dinophyceae, Prorocentrales, Prorocentraceae.
AUGAUGUCGAUAGACGAGAUCGGCAGGGAGGAUCGAGACGACUACAAAGAGAAAGUGUCCAAGUGGUUGUCAGGCGCCACCGCGGGCCUCAAUUGUGAUAUAUUUUGGAUGGUCUUGCGAAUUUCACACCGCGUUGGCACCGUCAUUGACGAAUUCAGCAAUUUUCUGCAAAGUCACGACAAGAGAGCCAAUGCGGGAAAGCCUGGAUGCCUAGCGGCGCUGGCGGCGGGCAAAGCAGAUUACUUCCAUACCAAAUUAUCUGAGCUUGCUGUUCGACGGUCGGCUUGGGGGGGCGCGCUACAGCAAGAUAACGACUUACCCUGUGGCAUUCGUGCCAAGGUUCUGAUGGGCGCGACGUGGUACGCAGCGUGCGCUGCCGCUGACUUUGAUAACCGCAUCUGUAGCAGAUGCAACGUCUACCCAGUGCGACUGCUGGCGCUCGGGGUUGGUGACCCCGACGGCCCGAACGAGCUGAGGAGGAACAUCGCUCGCGACGUGGUGGCGUUUCGGCCUGACACCGACUUGAGCAAGUUGGGGGUGGACUUCAAUCUAUUCAGGCUCCGCGCUCAGUUCCACGAUGAUUUCGUGCGAGCUGCGGUCGACGGCAACAUGAGUCAGAGCAUGAAGUUGUACCGCGUCACGCUCAAUAUCGGGAGGUCUCUGAGGCCAGAUACGCAGGAGGUCGAGGGCACGAACUCGCUCAUAGCAAUUGAGUCCGCUAUCGCCCCGACAAUAUCUUUACCAUUGCCCAGCAGUAGGGUCAACAACUCGAAAAGAUGCGGGCUCGGCUCACGGAGUGCUAAGAUGAGAUUGAACUGGAGCGACGUGCGAGGAUCCAUCGAGAAUCUCCGAGACGAGGCAGUGGAACAUUUCGAGUCAAUCGAAGCAAUCUUGGGUCAGAAAGGCCGCUUCGCGACGCCUCCGCCAAUUGACGCUGCGUCCGCCCCAGAACCUGAGAGGGCGCCAGCCGAUGGAGACAAGCAGCUAAGGGACAGGGCGUGUAGGGCAUGGGCCUCCAAUGUGCACGGACGGCGCAACUCCCCAGAGAGGUUCGUCAUCGGCGUCGCUGUGGGCGAUAUUGUGUACGCGCCAAUCAUUUCGCCCUACAACGUGCAGAUGUUCGCCACUGCGACUGACGAGGGCGAUGGGCGACCGCUUGAGCUCCAUAGUCCGAUCAACGCAGUCAGCGGGUGGGAUAUGUUUACUUCGUUACUUGGUGCAGAAAGGUCGCAUUGGGAAGUCAACUUGAAGACGAUUGCCUGGUCAGGGGUGGGGUCUUUCGAUGUUGUUUCGGAGGAGGUCGCGGCGUGGCCACUACCAGAACCCAGCAAACGCAAAUGCGUCGCAGCCGCUCCAGGCCGACCCCCUUCAUUGGAAGACGAGGGCGGUGACGCCGACAGCGACGACGACCAUGGCGACCAACCAGUCCUGGAUGGGAUCGCAGUCGACAUAGCGCCCGAGCCUGACACGAAAUCCGACGACGGCGGCGACGGCCCAUGCGACGAGCAAGGCGUGCCGACGCCUGAGCCAUUGUCAGAGGCGCGGUUGUUGGAGUUGCGUAGGCUUUGGAAAGAUCAGUUCCUCUUGUCUCAGCAGUGCAUCGAGCGCUGCAGGGACGAAUAUCAGGUCAGACCCCUUACGAAACAAGUAUCGUUGGUAGCAACAGUCGGCGAGGACGGAAAUAUGACAGUUACCUUCAUGCAGUUCAAGGGCGCUGGCGACAUGUGCGGCCAAAUUGUGAACUCGGACGAGAAAGGGAGAUGCAAAUUUUCACCUGUUGGGUACUUUCGUUUUCAGUGCUACACGGACGACACGUGCAAAGUCAUUUUGGCUAGCACUGGAACCACCAUGGUCAAAUGCAGAGGCAGCAACACCGAGCCCCUGCUGAGCAGGCGCCCUGAGAACAAUCGCCGACAGCGGCGGACGCGCGAAGCCUGCGCCCAAGACAUGCUCACCAAGGGCAUGUUCGUUGGCGUGCGCGGCGAGCCGUGGGCAGUGGAGUGUGAGCACGGCACCUACGCGCUCAUGAGUGGCGCCACCAUGGUGGAGGCCGUGCACGACGCCUUCAAGGCGCAACCUUCCAACAAGUACGUGCUGCGCACGCUGGCCAACGGCCUGAAGCAUUGCACAGUCUUUCACAAGAGGACGCCUUCGGACGUCUUGAAGUACCUCAAGACUCUGCAUAAUGACAUCCGCUCGGGCGCCUCAACGUCACACGUGGAAGUGUUGUCACAGCUGGGGGAGUACCUCGCCGAGUGGAGCAACCACUCGAGGAAGCAGCUAGGUGGAUCUCGGGCAUGCCCAACGAAAGGAGACGACACAUACCGCAAGCAGAGGCUCACCUACAUCAACAGCCUCUACCAGGACGGCCAACACAGAUUCGAGAACCCCUACCAGCUCGGUCGGGUAUCAAACUUGUACAACACGCUGCAUCGGCUCAAGUUCUUCGAAGCCUACUCCGAGACCGCGGAUGCCUUCACGAAUUUCCUGCACCCGAAGUACUCCAAGAACGCGGUCUUGAACGUCUCGAGUGAUAUUCUGACAGUAGUGAUGAAAUUCCAGAGUUCCAUGCGCCCUAUUAUGUUCAAGCACGUUAUGAUGCAGGCACUCUUGCUUGCGGUGCCGACUGAUAACCAAGCUGCAACGCAGACUUUCGAGUUGUGUACAUCGGAAUCGAUCCAGGGCUUCAUGUUUCCAAUGGAAGGCGCUGUGGUUCUCGAGGGCACGGCAGUGACGCCCGCCAAGCGGAGCAGGGCGGCAAAGACUACGGGGUCCACUGCCAACAAGCAGAAGAAGCCAAAGGCUAAGGCAGCGCAGAUGCCGUCCGAGAUUAUCACCAGGGAUGUGUGCUUGGAACACGACGUGUUGGAGCCCGAUGCCGAUGCUGACGGCGUCCCUGCCGAGGGGGAGGCGGCGGCAGAUGCAGGUGGCCAGCGCACCCGGCCUAAAAUGAUGCUCGACUGCUUGGUCUCUGCAGUCGAGUCUGUCAUCGGGGGCAUCGCCGACGGCGAUGUGCAAUGGAGCGAAGUUGAUACCGUGCUUCGGAGGGGCAUGGAGUUCCCGCUCGUCGUCAAGAACGGUCGCGGCAACUCCAAGGGCGUCGAUGCACUUCUGCCGCCGACCGACGGGGUCUCGAACUCGAAGAAGCCGCAGCGCUGGACCAAGUGGUCUCAGGUGCAGGCGGGCCUUCGCAACUACCUGUGGCACAUGCACGCUGGCAUUGAGGGCGCGCCCGUCGCCGAGCCCGAGGUCGUGGAUUCGCAGCCCGCUGGAGGCUCAGAGAACGAUCCGCAAGACCAGAUCGUGCCGACGGACAUCGAGAGGCCCGUGUGGGAGCACGACUUGAAGGUCUUCUUGAGCGGCACCUCGGUGGACGAGCUGAAGGCGGCCUUGGGCUCCAUCGAUUUCGCGUCGGCACAUUGCUCGCGCGACCACUUCUCCAAGCUACUCCAGGGUGUCAGGUCUGACCCCGCCGUCAUUCCAGGUAACGUCAGCAUUUCAGUUGUCCUGUCAUCGUUGCAUUCGGCAAGGGCCAGCCUGUUGAAGAUGGUGGAGGGCAUUCGGGGCGCGAUUGCAGUGCCGCUCAUCCAGGGCUGCGACCGCCAUGGUGAAGGCGAAGGCUUGAAGCCACAAGUGCCCAUCGUGAUGGUUGGCGUUUUCGACACGACCAAGCAAUGCGAGGAUUUCGCUUUCGACAGGGUGUUAGAGAUCGUGCAUGUCAUCGGGAACACAUCCACAGGCUUCUGCAAGGUCACUGGCGACGACUUCACGGCGGCGCUCCACAAACUCUCAACGGUCCCCGUGGGCCUCCUUGGUAGGGCAGAUGUCUUGAUGACUUCAAGCGAGAUGUGUGUGGAGUUCUGGUCCACGCUGCUUGGCAGAGCUAGCAAUGACGACAUCCCCACAGUCCUCAACUUCAUCAGCAAGCAGGUGGAGAAGCGCAUGGCUGCGCUCAACGAGCGCGAUGCGGCAAUUGUGGAGAGAGCGAAGGUUGUAUCUGAUGACUCAGUCCACGACGUCUCGAAGCUCCGCGCCGUUGACACGUUCAUGCAUCUGAUGUGCGGGUCGGGCGAAGACUCGGAGGGCAAGCUCGCGGAGCCGUCGUGCCAGGACGGGAAUGCACACAGCUCGAAUUCGCCCGUGCAUCCAAUGGUCAUCAGGAGGUUCAUGGCAAAGGUCGAGCUUUUCCUCUACGACGUGACGUCGCGCUCCAGCUCCGACAAGGGCACCCAGAACGUGUACAUCGACUACUCUGGGAAACUGAAGGACACAUGGCUCAUCGCGAAGCCAGUCUGCAAUGACAUCGUCCUCAACCUCGUGGGUCACGUGUCCAACAUCGCAACUCAGAACGCCGUCCCGAUAUGCGAGGCGUUCGGCAUGAGGUUCUACGUCCAGGACCCUGUAAUCAAGGUAAUCAACGGCGAGGUGUUCAACCCAGGGUGGUUGGUGAGGGAGAGCGAGGGCGAGCCGACGAUGGAGUUCAAGACGACAGUUCACGUGCUGAAGUUUGUAUACAGCCAGGCCAUGGCUGCGAGGGAGAAGAGCAUCACUGUUGAGGUGGCACUUCCGCGGCUCCAGAUUAGCGCUGCCUCGCUGGGGAAGCCAAGCGUGCUUCUCAGCAGGCCGCCGAUCCCUGGGCAGGUGUCCACAAGCGUCGCCAAGAAUCACGCUGCAAAGAGCACCCAACUUGUGAUGGCCGCUGCUGGCGGCGCUGACGGCACCACGCCUCGCGCACCAGCAGGCAAGCAAACGGGCUUGUCGAAAUUUUUGCUCCAGUGA